Molecule: messenger RNA, 1336 nt
Organism: Magnolia sinica
Lineage: Eukaryota; Viridiplantae; Streptophyta; Magnoliopsida; Magnoliales; Magnoliaceae
Product: short-chain dehydrogenase reductase 2a
Exons: 2
Coding region: 57-965 (302 amino acids)
Molecular function (GO): oxidoreductase activity, acting on the CH-OH group of donors, NAD or NADP as acceptor
Source: RefSeq, a predicted model, not a curated record
CCACACAAGCAUCUCUCUCUCUCUCUCUCUCUCUCUCUCUCUCUCUCAACAUAAGCAUGCCUGUUGAAGUGAUGCCUGAGAAAACCCAUCAAGGAAUUCAUGUAUUGGCUAGGGAAAAUAGCACUCCGCCCAAAAGGUUGGAUGGUAAAGUUGCAAUAGUAACUGGUGGUGCUCGAGGGAUUGGAGAGGCUACAGUAAAGCUUUUCGCCAGGCACGGCGCCAAGGUGGUAAUCGCUGAUGUGGAGGACACUGCUGGAACUGUCCUUGCUGAAUCUCUGGCACCAACGGUCACAUUUGUACAUUGCGAUGUUAGCUCAGAAGAGGACAUUGAGAACCUGAUCGACUCUACUGUUUCCCGCCAUGGACGGCUAGAUAUCAUCUUCAACAAUGCUGGUGUCUUAGGAAACCAAUCCAAGCGCAAGAGCAUUCUCGACUUCGAUGCAGAUGAGUUUGAUCGAGUGAUGCGUGUGAACGUUAGGGGCGUUGCUCUGGGCAUGAAGCAUGCAGCACGUGUGAUGGUGUCUAGAGGCACUGGCUGCAUCAUCUCCACGGCUAGUGUAGCUGGAGUCAUGGGCGGGCUCGGGCCACAUGCAUACACGGCGUCGAAGCACGCCAUCGUGGGGCUCACGAAGAACGCGGCGUGCGAGCUGGGCCGGUUUGGGAUCAGAGUCAAUUGCAUUUCUCCUUUUGGGGUGGCCACAUCCAUGCUUGUGAAUGCAUGGAGGCAUUGUAAUGAUGAUGAUGAGGAGGAGGAAGAUGGAUUGAAUAUUCCAAGUGAUGAAGAAGUGGAAAAGAUGGAGGAGUUCGUGAGGAGCUUGGCUAACCUAAAGGGCCCCACCUUAAGGCCCAAAGAUAUAGCUGAAGCAGCCCUUUAUCUAGCUAGUGAUGAAUCCAAGUAUGUAAGUGGCCACAACCUUGUGGUUGAUGGAGGUGUGACAACUUCAAGAAAUUGUGUAGGGUUAUAGAAGCAGUAGAGAUAGUGUUAGUGAGUAGGAGAUUUGCUGAGCUCAAACACUUGUAUAAGGUGCCCAUCUACGUGCCACACGUGCCAUCCAUCAGGUGACCAUCACAUCCAAUUUGUGUGUUAAAUGGACCGAACUGGUCUAUUUUUUUUUUUCCCAAAAUGGUUAUGGAUGGGACCCACUUGAUGGACAGUUUGGAUUCACACACGUGUGACAUGUUACUGAUAUGGUGCUGAUGGCCAGACUUAUAUACUUGUGUGGGCUUAGAAAACGUCUAUUAAGUGGUACUGAGUUGUUGAAGAAAACGACGAAGAAGAACAAUUGUUGCUUGGGAUUACAUCCAUCCUCUAUCAAAUUCAUUUUAUUUUAAAAGA